GUAUUGCUGACUCUGAUGAAAACGCACAGCAUAACCUUUAAUGACUGAACGUUGUUUUGGCAGCAAAUGAGUCCUUCAGAUGGAAACCUGCAGACUGACAUUCAUGUUUGAGACAUGAAGAUACUGGCACCGAUUGUUGGUCUGACUAGACCGAGAUGGAAUCCACAAGCUACCCCUCUUUGGUUUCUCAAAAGGUCCAUAUCAACACAUUAUGAUAUCUUGGGAAUAAAAAAGAAUGCCACCGAAGAAGAUAUAAAGAGUGCUUAUGUAAAGCUAUGUAAAAAGUACCAUCCUGAUGUCAGCUCUUACCAAAACUCAGCGAAGAAGUUCAAUGAGAUUGCAGAGGCUUACGCUGUCCUAGGCAACAAAAAGUCGAAGGUGAUAUACGACAGAAUAUAUAACCCACCAUCAUAUUCUGGUCCGACACAAGCCAACAGGUACCAAGGACAACAUGGGUACAGAUCUAGGGAUAAUACCUUUAACAGUCAGAGACGACAGAACUCUCCAGAGGCUCACUACAGACCGGUGACAUUUUCCUCCAGUAGAAGAGGUGAAGAAAAUGCGUACGGGCGAGCUGCUGGGUUCAUGGCCGUAACAGGAGCUCUGUCUGUAGGAUUCCUUACUCUCAUAUUGGUGGUUCGAAAAAGCACAACAGUAGAUAAAAAGUUACGGGAGAAACAUGCAGAGGAGAUGCAUAUGUUGAUCACAGGGAAGAGUAUUAACCCAACUGAAAGAAGCAAACUUGACAAAACUGUUACAGCAGAAAAAUUUCGACAGAUUAAAUUCUAAGAGAGAGACAUUAGUCACUUUCUAGCAGCUCAACUUCAGCGGUGCAGCUCCCAGGGGCAUACAACUCUGUCAGUCUGAACAGGUGUGAGGCUGGAGAAUCAGACUCUGUCCCUCGGCCUGUCAACAACUUGUCACUUAUCAACCAUGAAUUCAAAUUAUAAAAUUUAUUAAGUACACAUGUUAUUUUAUAUAAAAAUUAGUUUUAAAUAAUUGCCCCAAACCAAAGAAAGAUUUCUUUGAAUAUUUGCCUUGGAUUAAAAUUGAUGAAUUAAUCAAUUUUAUCUCUUUGCACAUAAUUUUGUGUUUUUUUCACAAUGUUGUUUUACUAAAUGCCAUUCCUGUCAAAUUAUAGCUUUGGAUAUUCUUAUGAUCUGUUCAAAUGACUUCAAGAAUACAUUGAUAUGUCUGUUGUUUCAAUGUCUGUUGUUUCAUAAGGAUUUCUUACAGCUGAUUAAGUAUGUACACUUACAGGUUUUUUAUCAUGUCCAAAAAUGGAAUAUGUUGUUAUUGCAGUAAGCCAGUGGAUGUAUAUAAAUCAGUAUGAGGUAGCUAUGUAGAUAUGUGUCAUACCUGAAUAUUGAGAUAUAUAUUUUACUAAAUACAAUCAAGGAUACAGAUGACAGUUUCGUAUUAAAGGUUCAAGGUUUUACAGGUGUUGGAACAGAUCAGCACUACGUGUACUUGUUUUUUAUAAUAUAUUUCACAAGAUGAUUAAGACGUUUGUAUAAUUCCUUCAUCAUUUUGUGACUCCCGAUAUUAAGUCUUUCAAUAUUUUUUGUAUUAAUUGUCUAGUGAUUGCAUGAGCUACAAUUGGAUCAAUGGUUCCAAACAGGGACUUUUAUUAUUUUGGUGAGCAUGUAUGUAUAGGGUGAAAGGUUGUUGGUGUGAAAUGGAAAUAAAAAAUAAAAAUCAUACCUCCUAUAA
Molecule: messenger RNA, 1713 nt
Organism: Mizuhopecten yessoensis (Yesso scallop)
Lineage: Eukaryota; Metazoa; Mollusca; Bivalvia; Pectinida; Pectinidae
Product: chaperone protein DnaJ-like
Exons: 9
Coding region: 115-789 (224 amino acids)
Biological process (GO): protein refolding
Cellular component (GO): cytoplasm
Source: RefSeq, a predicted model, not a curated record